Messenger RNA from Acanthoscelides obtectus, 6084 nucleotides. The record is from the annotation of a GenBank genome assembly. NCBI's taxonomy places the organism in Eukaryota, Metazoa, Arthropoda, Insecta, Coleoptera, Chrysomelidae.
ACAGCUUCCCCGUCAGCGCGGCCCACAAGUCUGAACAUAGAAAAUGCGCAUCUGGUGAUCACCCAAUCACCAAUCACCCGAUGAUUGAAUGGAGCUGGGAGAACCUGUGAUAAUGGACAUUACGGAAACCUUCCGUAGCACAAGCAGCGAGGACCUUGCCAAAUCGACCUCUGCAGAUUUUUUCGACUUCGUCGUGCAGCAGCCGGAAUCGAACGACGGUCAGGCGACCAUCCAGCAGUUCAACAAGCAGCAGAUGAGGAGCGUGAAUGCGUUCCUGGAGGAAGCGAAGGAGACGAACAAUAACAAUAUGGUUAUUUCGGAAAUACCAACUACUACCUCGGAAGGUGUGUCGAAUUUUGACGCGAACUUUUGGAGCGACAAGGAGACGGUGCGGAUAGAGACUGCCAUUUUAGAGGAUCUGAACAAGUACUGUUGGAGUACGGAGGAAGCCGGCGGUGUAGAGCAGCAACUUAGUCCUGGAAAGAGCAGCACACAGAACACAGAUGGACAAAUAUAUACCCUUACAGUAUUAAAUGGUAUUGACCAAAGCGCCACGUGGUACCGACCUCCCAAAGAGGACGAGUCCAUAUCCAGUCCUAGCUCUAUGGAACAUCUCCAAGCUGGUUUGGACAUCGACACCUUCCUCAAUAUCAUUCCCGGUCAAUUAAACAACUUUACUAGCUACAACGAAGGCACGAUGAGUCCCAACACAGAUGGCCUGAUCAAAUCCGAAACCUACACGUACGAGGACAGCGGGUUCGCGGAUAACAAAGAGGACCUCACCAGCGCCCUUAUUAUAGACACUCCCAUGUUGGAGGCUCACGACAGCUUUAACAAUAACAACAACGAUUGGAAAAUGACGAAUAACAACACUACGACGUCAACGCAACAAAGUAGUUCGUCCCCUGAUUCGUUGUUGAGGAGCGCGUUGCAGGGCAAAGCUGCCUUUGCGAGAUAUAAUGGUGCCUUGAAAGCGUCAAAAUCCGAAACGAACGCCGAACUCCGGCGGGCGCUGUCAACGCCUCCCACCAAAACGGAAACCAUGUACAUAAAAGAAGAACAACAGGACAAUAUCCCCACCAUAGUAGCAGGAAUCGAUGCCAAUGGUAAAGUGGUGUUCGAAGAACACGUCAGCAGUAGGGUCCAGGCUGUUCAAGAGACAAGCACCAGUUCUGCGGGUGACAAUAACCCUAGUAGUACACAUAAUGUUGACGACCUGCUACUUAGUCAAUUGGAUCAUCCUUUUCCGGAGGACUUUGAGAAGCUCAAAAGGAUAGCUAACGAGGUGGCUGAAUCGGUGAAUCAGUACUGUCACAUUGACACCAGUGGUGCCUCCGACGCGACAGUGAACAGCAUUGGAAGCCUGAGCAGUGAGCAAAUAGGUAUCCUGUAUAACCUGAGCUCACCCAUACAGAUCACGACAGCGACAGCGCCGGUGGUUACUAGUACAGCCAAGCCGACUAAAAAGUACAAACGGCAGAACAGUACGGGUGCCACCAAAACAGGACAGACACAGGUCCAAAACGCUUCCUCAACAAGCAACGGCGUCCGCAAAGAACGCUCCCUACACUACUGCAGCAUCUGCUCGAAAGGUUUCAAGGACAAAUACUCGGUGAACGUUCACAUCCGCACUCACACGGGCGAGAAACCCUUCGCGUGCAGCCUGUGCGGAAAGAGCUUCAGGCAGAAGGCGCACCUCGCGAAGCACUACCAGACGCACAUCGCACAGAAGAACGCAUCAGCUGCCAGUGCUGGUGGUGGGGGUGGCAGUCAGGGUGGCGCGGCGGGCAAGGCGAAGCCAAGGUAGCUUUGAGAGGGGUAAAAGAUGAGAAGGUUUGUGAAGUGUGCGGUGGUGUGAUGUGUUGGUGAUGAAAAGUGAAUUGUGGGGGGAAUGGAAUGGGAAUGAUGUGUGGUGGAGAGUAGGGGAGUUCGAGAGUUCAUAACGUGGAUAAUAUGCGUUUUAUGCAUAAAAUAUCAGAUCUAGCAGAUUUUAGUCAAAAUGUGUUUGAUGUACUUCUAUGAAAAAUCCCUCGUAUCAGCAGAUCUUAUAUAGAUUCCGCGUUGCACAUUUAAGAAGAUUAUAGGUCAAACUAAGCCAUUAAGAAACGCAAGACACUAAUGGUCUUAGUUUUUUGAACCGUCCCGAGGCUCUUAAUAAAUUGAUCAGCUAUGACCAGGGUUCUCAUGAGCAAAUUUUCGUUAAAGAAAACUGCUCUAACAGAAAACCUUAACUUGCUCGAUUGCAAAAAUCAUUGCAACGUUAAGAACAAAAGUAGUUUCUAGCGAUGUGGAACACUACUGAACUUAUCAGGAUUUAAAAUGAAAAUAUACAGAAAAAAUGCAAAGAAUAAACGAAAAUAAUUUGUUGGAUUUUUCAGGUAUCUCUGCAUCACUAGCUGAAAUAGAAAGGACAUAGGAUGUGAUCAUUACCAUAGAACAUCUCUUUUCUGAUUAUGCGAAUUGGUAUGCGAUCUUCUAGAGGUAGUAUUUUGAAAAUACCUCUCAUUUUUUUCCAAUUCUAUGAGUACGACGUAGUCUGACAGUACUAAAGUUGCGAUUGGAGAUGAAAGGGAAAUAUACUUUCUCUUGAAACCCACACAAACUAGUCAGUCUGGAGCUGCUGCGGGUUUACGUGCUGUAUCUCCAUAGUAACUAUCAAACCUGAUAGCAAAGUGAAAACUGCUGCCAUCUAGCAAGGAUAUUAAACGGAUACUGCGAUACAGCAUUCAAAAUCGCUAUACUUACCUGAAUGAACUGAUUUUUAGUACUUUUCAAUUACACAAUGUUACCUUGAUGUAAAAUGAGAAAAAGGGAGCUGUCCCAUAAUUCUUUUUUUUGAGCAUAUCCUUCACUAAAUUUAAUACCUUAACAUAAACGAGAACGAAUGUUAAAGAAUCCAGGGCAAAUAUGCUACUGACACACCAUUCCCAACGUUCCGAUCUCAUAACUCGCACGAGAACAAUUUGCAGAUCAAAUGACAACGAAAUUUGAAUACUCAAUAAAUCAUGAACAAUUUUUAGGGAAAUUUUAUAGCCUUGUUCCUAAGCUUAACCUGUUUUGUUAUUAUGUUUUGUAUUACGUGCUGUGAUGAAUGAAAUUAAUAUUCAAAAAAUAAAAGCGAUGUUGUAAGUAAGAAUUCUGCCUUAAAAAAUUCUCUUGCCAUUUCUGUAUUAUGUUAUGUUUAGGUACGUAUUUAUUUUUCAUUUUUUACAUUUAAUUGGUCACUAAGUAAAGUGGAAAAUUAUAAAAUUUUAAAUCAAAUGAUGAUGAAGCAAUGUUUUAUUAUUGGGAUAUCAUUGUUUCAACAUUUUAAGACCACAAAUUCAAAGAAAUUCUCACGUUAUUGAAAGUUGAGGUGCCUUGGAAUUUGAUUUUGUUAAUUAAAGGUGAUAUAGUUGACAAUAACCAUACCAUAUCCAUGAUUGCAUCAUUAUUCUAUAUAAAAAAUAAACUUUGUUUGAAUUAGCAGAGGACCGGUUAACUGGUAUAAGAAUAUUAAAAUAUAAUAUAAUAAACUAAAAAAAAAAUCGUAUUUGAUAUUGUGCUCUCAAAUUCUGAAGGAGUCUUCAUUGCCUAAAAAGGCACCACUUUAAUUAUUGACCGAUUUUUUUAGUUGUUUAAUAUAUGUUGUUUUGUACAGGGCGUAUAGUUUCAUCGUAUAUUUAAGUAUAAUUCCUAACGUAAAAGUAUUAUUCUGCCCUGCUCUACCUAUACGAGGUGUGUAAGAAAAAUACGUAUCAUAUGAAGAUGCUUUAUAAAAUAUAAUCUCGAGAUGACUCUUAGAAAGCAUAAAAUGAGUAGAGCUAACAAAAUUCAAAAAGGAAGACGUGAUCAUCCUCAUCGGCAGUACAGUUUAUUUGAAACCAUGAAUAAAAAUCCAUGAUUCUCAUCUUUAAUAAAAAAUAAUGAUAUACAUUUUUGUAUAUGUAUAUGAGAGAACUUGGCCACAUGUCCUUGCAGACUCACUAAUAACCGAAAUUCAUAUUAAAAAUUAUAGGCAUUCAUUAUCCUACUGAACUUGUAAUAGUGUUAUUUUCAUAACUAUGAGUUUAUUCCAUAUUUUGUCUUAUUAGAAAUGAGGUUUUCUUCGAUCUACAAUACUUUUAGCCAAUUUACUUAAAAUUAUAUAUCCUAAAAAUUAAAUGAGUGAUAGGUAUUUUGUUGAGCUCUCUACUCAACAGCCUUCAGAUUUUAUAGCAUCUCUCAUAGGCGUGAAUGUGAAAUGACAUUUUUUGUAUUAAAGAAAAUAUUAUAGUCAGGAUCCAUAUUAAACUCAACCCCCAACGAUCUGACUUUCUAGAUGAAAAGUAUUUUAGGAAACAGGAUGGACUACAUCCUUUUACAUAAUUAUAGUAAUAUUAUAAACAACGAGGCUGCAGUUUUUUUAAUAGGUCGGGUUUCCUUUAAGCAACCUACCACCGACAUUUUUUAAAGUAUUCAUUCAUAAUUUGCCGCUAAUUUAUGACAAUGUUAUAACCAAGUCGUCUGGACUAUAGCUUGUGAUACUUAAGCAAACUCAACGGCAUUGGAAAAGGCAAGACUUGUACUGAGAUGAUGUCUAUGGUUUUUUUAAAUAAAAAACGACGCCAUGCUACAUCAUCCCAAGUAUAGGUAAAAUAUCGCUAUUUUUGUACUUCUAGGUUAAAGUAUCUCGAAAACUAGAGCUAGUUGGUUCCUGGCUAAAAAUCUUGGCGGCCUGUGUGACUUUGAUUUGGUCGUGAGUUCGUUGAAGUUCGAGUUUAUAAUUCGGACCUAAGACUAUGACAUGCACACACCUUGUGUUCUCUUUCAUCUUAGAAGCUUUUAGUUGUUUCCUUAGUUCGCUUUAUUUAAUAGCAGUAGUCAAACUACAGUUUACCAUUAUAGCAAGGCAUUAACAUGACCUUCUCUUACCUUCAAAUACUCACUUUGUGUAAAAAAGUAUUAAAGUAAAAUUUAAAAAAUGUUAUCUGUAUAAAAUCAUAGGAUAAUUUUUUUUGUUAUUUAGAAUUACAAUGUGAGUACAAAGGCUGGUGAUUUUGACAAAAUUACUUCGCCAAGAAUUUGUUGUUCAGUUGUAAUUUUUUUACCACCUACAGUUGUUGUUUAUUUUAUAAAUAUUUAUAUUGUGCGUUUUACAAUUUUUGUAAAAAAUUGGUUGUACUUUUUGUAUAGUACGAAUCUUUGAAAUCUGACAGUUCUCCACGAAGCCACUGUAUAUAGUAAUCUCCUAUUUACUUGAAUUCCUCAAAUCAAAGAAUUUUUGCAAUUGAAGUACCACUUUUGUGAACAAAGAGAAGUACAUUUUUCAAUUUUCCAUUUAAGAUUUCUGGAACAUUGACUCGCAAAGUAUCCAUUUAUACUAAUUUUUCGAUGCUCAAGUUGUGUGAUAUCAGAGGGAACUGAAAACGUCGACGUCAAAGGUGGUAAACGAUUGCAGAAAUCUCUUAUGUAAGUGGUUCUUUCUACUAUUUUUCGGAAAAUUUAAAAUAAUUUGUGAUAUAAUAAAAUAAAACCGUCCAUUUGAUUCUCUUCGAAAUGACAUGUACUUAUCUAGAUCUUACUAAUAUUGUAAUAUCAGUAUUCUUAGACAAUUUUACUGAAAGAAAACUAUACGUAACAGACACUAUUUGUUCAAUUUUCUUGAACUCCACUGUUUUCAGUAACGUUGUCUGCAUUUGUUGAACGUUCUUGUGUAAAAAAAUCACGUAUUUAUGACAGUUUGCCAUGGUAUAGGGAUUUUUUAUAUUCUUUUUUUCGAUCUCAAUCAGUUCGUUGGUCGACUUCAGCGCCAAUAUUGUAAUAUUUUCUGUACUGUGUUCUCCUUAAAAUAAUACUCUACCUAGUUUACAUACAUACUAAAUGCACAUAAAAACAGGCAUAUACUGUAAUAACACAUCUCUACAUAUAUAAACCUUUGUUUAUAUACCGCCAUAGAUCUUUUUAUACACAGUUAUGUAUAGUUUAUACCAGAUUUUAUCUUCUCUUUUUUUAUUGUAUUAUUGAUUUUAUUAAAGUAUUUUUAUACCUAGAUCCAUAUAUUUACGUUUUAUAACUUUUUAUCAUUAUAAUUAUUUGUGAACCAAUAAAUGUAUUUAAAAAAUA